GCUCCACCCUCUGAGCCUCCAUAACGCUGCCCGCAGGCUUGCUGGAGUGUGUUAUGUUUGCGAAGGAGGAGAAAUAAGUCUGUGUUUUUGGCUGAUGGCGGCUGAAGCUCAGCCCCGACCCCCGCAGGCCAGGAAGCCCGUCCUGAUCAGCAGGAUCGACGGUUUCCAGGACGCAGUGAACACCGCUGUGAUCAUCCCUAAAGAGGACGGAGUGAUCAGCGUCUCUCAGGACAGGACGGUGCGUGUUUGGCUGAAGAGAGACAGUGGACAGUACUGGCCCAGUAUCUACCACACCAUGCCUGCUCCCUGUUCAUGCAUGUCUUUUAACCCUGAGACCCGAAGGCUUUCAGUUGGAAUGGACAAUGGAGUCAUUUCUGAGUUCACCGUCUCUGAGGACUACAAUAAGCUGACUCCAGCUCGCUCCUAUCAGGCUCAUCAGGGUGCAGUGACCGUGGUGUUGUUUGUGUUGGAGAUGGAGUGGGUCCUGAGCACAGGUCAGGAUAAGAGUUUCACCUGGCGUUGCUCAGAGAGCGGCCAUCAGUUAGGGACCUACAGGAUGGCUGCGUGGGUGACUGGACUACAGUUUGAUGUGGAGACCAGACAUGUGUUUGUAGGGGAUCAGUCGGGUCAGGUGACCAUUCUGAAACUGGAACAAGACAACUGCAGUCUGGUCACCACCUUCAAAGGCCACACGGGCAAUGUAACAGCCUUGUGUUGGGACCCUGUCCAGAGGGUGUUAUUUUCUGGAAGUUCAGAUCAUUCCAUCAUUAUGUGGGACAUCGGGGGUCGUAAAGGCACAGCCAUCGAACUGCAGGGACACAAUGACAAGGUACAAGGGUUGUGCUAUGCUCCACACACUCGUCAGCUUAUUUCCUGCGGAGCUGAUGGUGGAAUUGUUGUAUGGAACAUGGACGUCACACGACAAGAGACUCCUGAAUGGCUGGACAGUGACUCUUGUCAGAAAUGUGAGCAGCCGUUCUUCUGGAACUUUAAGCAGAUGUGGGACAGCAAAAAGAUCGGCCUGCGCCAGCAUCACUGCAGGAAAUGCGGCCAAGCCGUGUGUGGAAAGUGCUCAUCCCAGCGCUCCACCAUCCCCCUGAUGGGCUUCGAGUUCGCUGUGCGAGUGUGUGAUGAGUGCCACAAGUCCAUCACUGAUGAAGAGCGAGCACCCACAGCAACAUUCCAUGACAGUAAACAUACUGUUAUGUAUGUUCACUAUGAGCCGACCAGGAGCUGGUUGCUGACCUCCGGGACGGACAGGGUUAUCAAGCUAUGGGACAUGACACCUGUGGUGUCCUGAAGAUCACUACAGCACUCACUGCAGAGGAUGUACCGGUACACCAUGGAGAAACAAGGACCUUGACAGUGUAGCACUAACAGAGGGUGGAGAAGACGCCCAAGGCGUGGGUGUGUGUACAGGUGUAGUCAUGUUCUGGUGGGUCAGUCCUCACUGUUCUGUAAAUACUUGUACUAUUUGUGAACAUUACAAUGUCCUUGAAGAUUGUACUUUUUUUUUUUUUUUUUUUUUUACCCCACACAUUCUCAUGUUUUCAAAAAAGCUUGUAUUUGCACGUCUUUAUAUGUGGAGGAAAAAAAAAUCACAAAAAAAUAAACAAGGUGAUUUAUAGA
This is a messenger RNA of Neoarius graeffei (lesser salmon catfish), 1629 nucleotides long. It is a transcript of the gene wdfy2, whose product is annotated as WD repeat and FYVE domain containing 2. Gene Ontology annotation, molecular function: metal ion binding; protein binding. NCBI's taxonomy places the organism in Eukaryota, Metazoa, Chordata, Actinopteri, Siluriformes, Ariidae. The transcript is spliced from 12 exons. The record is from RefSeq and is a predicted model, not a curated record. The coding region runs from base 95 to 1300 and encodes 401 amino acids.